UAUAUUUCUGAAACAAAACAGACCUCUUUCUCUAACCUCUCAUUUAACCUAUCAUAUUUAACGGUCCCAAGUAAAAUGUAAUACAAAUUUCAAGUACAUCUAACUCAAUACUCCCUCUUCAAACAUCAAACAAAGAUUCAAGAUCAAAGCGUAUAAAGAGAUAAUAAUAAAAAUAUAAAAUAUCGUAACGGUUUGCAUUUUCGAUCAGAUUUUAUAAAUAGUAAUUGCACAUUAUAACACAUACAUAGAAAAAGAUGAGUAUGGAAAAGACUGAUGAUUCUCCCGAAGAUAUUAAACGGGCUACUUCUAUCGACCGUGAAAUAAAAAGAGGGCAAAAGGAUGAUACGUUCGAAGGUUAUCCACGAAUAGUAGAAAAAAAGAAAAGAUGGGUACAUUGCGAUAAACCCGAGAAAGUUCCAAAGAAACCUAAGCAUGUGGAUAAAAUAAACGAAGUGGAUUGUCGCAAAAAGCUAAAAGGAAGAAGAAGAAAAAAGGAUAGAUUUGCGAUGGUUUCGGUAGUUGGAGAACCUUGUACAUUUCCGAAGUUAAAAGUCAUACCUAGGCAUUGUUUGACAAAGCAAGAUUACAUCGAUAUAUUAGCAACUCCGAGCCGUAAAUGUCCACCGGAAUGCGAGAAGAAAAUGGUGCUUAGAAAAUUGAAACCUGUAUCGCAACGAAUCAAAGAAUUGGCACAACCAACGAGGCACAAGAUGUUGAUAACUUUGCAACAAGGCGCGUCGAUAUUACCUCCAGCUCUUUUGGACAAUCUCGUUCGAACCGUGGAAAAGGAAACGUGUUUAACUCCCGAGCAAGCUGCGACGAUCUCGCGUAGAAAGAAGAAAACCCGUGGGAAGAAAAGGAAGAAGAGAGCGGAUCAAUGGCAAUUCAAAGAGACGAACAAGAUGAAACGGCAAAAUAUGGGUAUAACAACGGUAGGAUCGUUCGAGAGAGAUUCGGUUUCGUCUCAAUACCUGAUCGCCGAGCGUUUCGUGCGAAGCAUCCUGAAAUGGAAGUGUCCGUUCCCGAAAUCGGAGAUCAAAGAUAUCGCGGAAGUGAUAGUUCGACGAUUGAUAAACGUACUCGAGUACAGCCAACCGAAAGACGAGGAUCGUAAAUCGCAGCAGGUGCGCUACCUUGCCGACGUGUUGGCGUGUUGGGUUACCGGCGUGUUGUUCGAGGUUGCCCAAUACCAGGAGGAGAAGCUUCUCGAGCGGUGCAGGAAGAAGGAGGAGGAAAUGAGGAUAGACGAGGAGGAGGAGGAAGAGGAGGAGGACGAGGAGGAGGAGGAGGAAGCGGAGGAGGAGGAGGAGGAGGAGGAGAGGAAGUAUCCGGACGAGGACGACGACGAUUACGAUUGGGGAGAAGAUGCGAAGAUGGCCGAGGAGGAGGAGGAGGAGGAGGAGAAGGCGAAAGAGCCGGAGGAGGCGCCGGAGAGGGAGAUAAAGGAGGAGGAGGAGGAGGUUAAGCUCGAGAAGGUGGACGAAGCGGUGGACGAGGAGGAGAGAGUGGAGAUCGAGAGGGAAGCUCAGGUACAGCCGGAGGAGCAGGAGACGGAGAUACAAACGGAACCGCAGCCGCAGGUCGAGGCGGAGGUGGAGGCCCGGCCGCGCGUAGAGGAGCCGACGGAGCCCGAGUUAGAGCUGGUGUUGGAAGUGGAAACGGAAACGGAAUCGGAGGCGGCACAGGAGGCGGAAACGGAAACGGAAUCGGAAGCGAUCCAGGACACGGAGACGGAGACGGAGGUAGAAGCGGUGCAGGAGAUAGGAACGGAACCGGAAUCGGAAACGGUACAGGAAAUGGAAACGGAAACGGAGGUGGAAACGCCUAAGGCGGGCGAAGAAGGGGAGUCGGAAGAGGCGAGACCGGGAGAGGAAGGUAUACCGUCGGAGGUAGAGAAGGAAGCAGAAAGAACGGAGGAAGGUAUAAAACAGGAAAUAGAAGAAGCGAGACCGGGGGAAGAGAAACCGGAAGAGAUUACAAAACCGAGAGAAGAGGAGAUUACAGCAGCAGAAGCUGAAGAGAAACGAGAGGAGCCGAGCGAAGAGGCGGAGAUAAUAAGGGAGGAAGAAGUAGCAAAGAAGGAGAAAGAGGCAGAGGAGAGGAAAGCUGAAGAGAAGGUAGAGGAUGUGGCAAAAGAGAAGGAGAUGGAAGUGAGGGUAUCGCCGAAAAAGAUUUCGUUAGAACCUAUGGAAGUGCCCAAGGAGAUAGACAUUAUGAAGACGUUGGAGGACGUAUUUAAAACCGAUCUUCCCUAUCUUACUUUCGACAAAAUAAUCGACACUAUUUACAAAAUGAUAGAGAGCGCGCCGGAAAACACGGGUGAAGAUCCGAUAACGAACGGCAUACACCGUGCGAUCUACGAAAAAUUGACGAAUAUAGUCAGAUUGGAGAAUCCGGAUCUUCUAACGGAAGAUUUGAAGAUCACUAUGAAUAUAGUGUGCGGGAAAAUCGCUACUUGGCUAAGAUCGUUAUUAACGCAAUCGCAGCUCGCGUUCAUGGAACAAUACAUGCCAGAAGUAGAAUCUCUGGAAAUAAGGGAUUGGACAAGAUGGCUGGAGUACAUAAGUGACGUGGCCAAAGAUUGGAAUAUAUGGUUGCGCAGCGUGAUCGAGAAGAUAUUGGAAAUGGAAAGCGAGAAGAUCACCCGCGGUGAAUGGCACGAUUGGACGAAAUCCAUCGACACCAAAGCUUUACUUUGGAGACGUUUCCAUUUGCAAACUCUUCACCAAGCAAAUCGUAAUCGUACAAUGUUAAUUGGUCGGCGUAUCGUUAAAACAGGAACGUUGUCGAAAAAGAGAUCGAAAGCACUUAUGCCCGAUAUCUCAGAACGAUUAAUCAAUACUACCGAUUUGCGUGCUUAAUAUGCGUGACACACAUCUAUAUGAUUUUCAAAAUUUUUUUCAAAUCUCUACUAUUUUUUUUUCUACUUAGAUAUUACAAAUACAUAUAUGUAUUUAUACAUAUGUAUGAAUUCGUGUAAAUGCAUAAAACACAAUUCGAUUAUACAUAUGGUAUUAUUACAUAUUACGUGAAAUUGAAAUAUUAUAUUAUAUUGAGCACGAUUAAUAAUUUAAUUGAGAUACGUGUGAUAUUAAUUAAUCAUUUGAUCACAAGUUUUUAAUAAUUAUAAAUUAUCUUCUAUUCCCUACGAUCGAACGAUAAUCGAAGAAAAAUGUAAAAGCGAAAACAAAAAAAUAUAAAAAACUUUCAUAAUUUAUAAAUGAGAAAAUAAAAAAUAAAAAUGAA
Molecule: messenger RNA, 3246 nt
Organism: Apis mellifera (honey bee)
Lineage: Eukaryota; Metazoa; Arthropoda; Insecta; Hymenoptera; Apidae
Product: probable serine/threonine-protein kinase kinX
Exons: 5
Coding region: 255-2861 (868 amino acids)
Source: RefSeq, a predicted model, not a curated record